Molecule: messenger RNA, 2472 nt
Organism: Heteronotia binoei (common prickly gecko)
Lineage: Eukaryota; Metazoa; Chordata; Lepidosauria; Squamata; Gekkonidae
Product: vomeronasal type-2 receptor 26-like
Exons: 8
Coding region: 1-2472 (823 amino acids)
Biological process (GO): G protein-coupled receptor signaling pathway
Cellular component (GO): membrane
Molecular function (GO): G protein-coupled receptor activity
Source: RefSeq, a predicted model, not a curated record
AUGUUCGGAAACCGGAAACCUGUGGAAGACGCCACCGGUGGGACACAAGAAGGAAUUUGCUUCUUGCAUUUGAAAAAGGGAAACGUCGCCUUGUUGAAUUAUUACAAAUCUGGAGACUACCUUAUUCAGGGGUUCAUAUCUACCUCAAAUAUCCAUUUGGAGCCCUACGUCUUCCACAGGUUUCCCGUCUCCAAAGAUUACUCGUUUGCCAUGGAGGAGAUCAACCAAAACCCCAAAGUCUUGCCGAACAUCACCCUGGGCUACAGCGUCUACGAGAACUAUUUCAACUCAAGAAUAACUUUCGAUGCCCUCCUUGACUUGCUGUCUCCUGGACAGAAGAAAGUUCCAAACUACAACUGUGGAAGACAGAGGGACCCACUGGCUGUUCUGGAGGGAACAGACUUCGAAAACUCUAUCUCAAUUUCAGCCAUGUCGUCCAUCUACAAAAUCCCACAGGUCAAUUACGGUUUUCGUUCACAAGUUCUUACUGAUAAAACUCAGUUCCCUUUCUUCUACCGGGUGAUCCCGAAAGCGGAACCCCAGUACCUGGGAAUUGCCAAACUGCUCCUGCAUUUUCGAUGGACAUGGAUCGGUCUUUUCGCUCCAGACACAGACUACGGAGAAAGGUUCAUAAGCGCAGUGACGCCUGUUCUCACCAGAAGUGAUAUUUGUGUUGUGUUCUCGCAAAGAAUAAUAGGACUGAAUCUUCUUUACAUUAAAAGAAUACACAAAUAUCUGAGCCAUGUGACCUCCCUUUCUAUACAGAAACACGUCUAUGUCUAUGUUUACUACGGAGACCUUCACUACUUGGCAGAUCUAACAUUUGGGCUCAAACAAAUCUACCGGCGUGUUAAAUCCAAAAUGUGGAAAAUUUGGAUCACGGUGGCUUUGGCAGACAUCACAUUUGGCUCGACGGACAGCGCUUUUGACCUCUGGCAGAUCCAUGGUUCUUUGUCCUUCUUAAUCCGGACAAAGAGAAGGCCAAACAAUAUCGGUUUUCUGACUCACAAUACGGACAGUGCUAUUGAGGAGUUUGGGUUUAAAGCCUUCCCCUGUUCAUAUUAUCCAUUAGACCACUGGACAAAAUGUGGAGAGAAUGAGAAACUGCAGAAUCCAACCCAGGAGAUCCUUGAAAGAACUCUGUCUCAAGACAGCUAUAGUAUAUACAACACCAUCCAAGCCAUGGGGCAUGUUUUACAUGCAGCCUGCAACUCCCAGUCUCAGCAGAUGGCAAUGGUGGAUAGGAAAAUGUUGGCGCUUCAGAGGUUACAGCCAUGGCAGCUUCACCCUUUCCUGAGAAAUUUAAGGUUCUACAACAUUUCAACAGAUGGUGCUUAUUUGGAUCGGAAUGGAGACCUGGCAGCCAACUUUGAUGUUGUGAACUGGGCAGUGUUUCCCAACAAGUCCAUUAUCAAAAUGCGUGUCGGGAGUCUAGAAAGAGAUGCAUCCAAAGAACUAAAGCUCUCCAUUGACCAGCAAUCCAUAGUGUGGCCCAGCCAAUGGAACCAGACCCUGCCUACUUCCAGGUGUACCGCAAGUUGCCACCCUGGUUACACCAAGGUCAUUCAGAAAGAAAAACCACGUUGCUGCUAUACUUGUUCCCCGUGCCAGGAAGGGACCAUCUCUACGCAAGAAGAUGCAGAGCGUUGCACCAAGUGUCCAGAAGAUCAGCGUUCAAAUGAAGACCGAACUCAGUGUAUCCCCAAGAUAAUAACAUUCCUAGCCUAUGAAGAACCCCUGGGGAUCACCCUAGCUUUCUGUGCCCUGCUCUUGUCCCUCAUCUCAAGCUUCGUUUUAGUCCUGUUUAUUAAAUUCCUACAUACUCCAGUAGUCAAAGCCAACAACCGGGACCUCACCUACAUUCUCCUCACCUCCCUCCUGCUUUCCUUCCUCUCCUCCUUUCUGUUCAUCGGCCAGCCGAGUAAACUGACCUGCCUUCUCCGACAAACCACAUUCAGCACCAUCUUCUCAGUGGCCGUCUCUUCUGUGUUGGCCAAAACCAUCACUGUGGUGGUGGCCUUCAUGGCAACCAAGCCAGGGAACAGGAGAUGGCUGGGGAAGGGUUUGGCCAACUCCAUUGUCUUUUCUUUUUCCGGUGUUCAAGUUGGCCUCUGCAUCCUCUGGCUGGGAACCUCUCCCCCCUUCCCAGAGUCCAACAUGCACUCCCAGGCUGGACAGAUCACGCUGCAAUGCAACGAAGGGUCUGUGGCCAUGUUCUAUGGUGUAUUGGGAUAUUUGGGCUUCCUGGCUGCCGUCUCUUUCACGGUGGCUUUCCUGGCCAGGAAGCUGCCUGGGGCCUUCAACGAGGCCAAGCUGAUCACCUUCAGCAUGCUGGUGUUCUGCAGCGUGUGGGUGUCAUUUGUGCCCACCUACCUGAGCACAAAGGGGAAAUACAUGGUAGCCGUGCAGGUCUUCUCCAUCUUGGCCUCCAAUCUACUCCCCAACAAAGCUUUGGGUAUCCUCAACUGCUAG